AUGAGCCCAACAGUCACAUUGCUAUUUGCCAUUGGUCUGUGUCUGGAUGGUGUGAUUAGGGCACAGAUGGGAACUCUUAUCAGGCCUGCCCUAUCAGCUGUCCCAAGUCGUCUGGUCUACUCUGGAGAAAAUGUGAUCCUCAGAUGCCAGGGCCAAGAGGGCAGUGACAGAUUCCAGCUAUGGAAGGAUGGAGAGCUCAUAGAGGAAAGAAAUGCAUUCCAGGGGCUGGCGCAGUUCAUGCUCAAGUAUAUGGAUGAAAUGAUUAUUAAAGGAAGAUAUAGCUGCCGCUACAGGCUGGGAACUUCAUGGUCAGAGCCCAGUAAACCCCUGUUCCUGGUGCUGGAUGGACUAUUUCCUAAACCCACUCUGUGGGCCCAGACUGGCCCAGUGGUGGCCCUAGGGACCAACAUCACUCUGUGGUGCUCAAAACCCAAGUUGUCUUCUGUUAAAGAAUGGACAUUCACUCUAUGGAAAGAUGGAAUGCAACUGCCCUUACAGAAGCAGCUCUCAGCAGACUUCCUGAUUGGCUUCCUCCUCUCUUCUGUGAGCCCCAAAGAUACUGGGAGGUACAGGUGUGCUUAUAUGGAACAGGAUGCCUCUAAUAGAGGAUCAGAGAUGAGCGAUGCCCUGGAGUUGCUGGUGCCAGAUUCAUUCCCCAAGGCUUCCCUCUCAGUCCAGCCUAGCCCAGAGGUGGUCUCAGGAACCAACGUGACUCUCCUGUGUCACGGCCCCUCUUGGAGUACUGGGUUUCUUCUCUACAAGGAGGGAGAUGACAAAAUACUGCAAGGGACAGAUAUCAUU
Messenger RNA from Gracilinanus agilis (Agile Gracile Mouse Opossum), 801 nucleotides. RefSeq names its product immunoglobulin superfamily member 1-like. NCBI's taxonomy places the organism in Eukaryota, Metazoa, Chordata, Mammalia, Didelphimorphia, Didelphidae. The annotation marks the transcript as partial. The transcript is spliced from 5 exons. Gene Ontology annotation, cellular component: plasma membrane. The record is from RefSeq and is a predicted model, not a curated record.